AUGAUCAUUGAUUUGACAAGAACCUAUUUGGAACCCACAGACAUUUUCAAAGAGCCUAACUUGUGGAAUUUCAAUCCGGAUUUAGUUUUUGACAUCUUUGACAAAUUUUAUCUAAGAGUUCAACUGAUAAAGAAAAUCAUGGAAACCUACACAGAAUUCAUCAAAUUAGAAAAAGAGUUCCUGCAAGAUUAUAAUGUAUUUCGUGAAAAUAUUUCUGAUUUGGACCACAGAUUAUCAACAAUCAUUUGUCAAGCAUUUGAUGACUGCUCUGGAUUAGAUUCUUGUUUCAGGCUGAUUGAGACACUAGGCAACCUGCUUGAACGUCCUUUAAUCAAAAAAACAUUUGAUAAGAAAUAUGCAAAUAUUGUGCAUCUAAUGCAAGAAGAGGUGAAAAUGGUUAGAAAAAUGUAUGACGAACAAAUGUUGCACCAGAAAAUCCAUGGAAGAAUUCAGAUGCAUAAAUUCAUGCCAAAAGUCUCUGGCAGUUUAAAGUGGGCUGAAGAAAUGAGAAUACGAAUCAGCAAUUUUGUCGAAGAUUUCAAGCAUUUGGAACAUAAGUAA
Acanthosepion pharaonis is the source of this 561-nucleotide messenger RNA. NCBI's taxonomy places the organism in Eukaryota, Metazoa, Mollusca, Cephalopoda, Sepiida, Sepiidae. The record is from the annotation of a GenBank genome assembly.